This is a messenger RNA of Acanthoscelides obtectus, 777 nucleotides long. NCBI's taxonomy places the organism in Eukaryota, Metazoa, Arthropoda, Insecta, Coleoptera, Chrysomelidae. The record is from the annotation of a GenBank genome assembly.
AGUGGGACGAUGUGGAGAGCUUUCUGCCAGAAAGCGUAUAUAAACCUGGUAACGAAAUACCUAGAGAGUUUGUACCACCUGAAACAAAGGAGGGCGAUACAAUCAAGAUUGGAGUUGGUGAAGUGUUUGAUUUGUCCAAGUUUUGGUAUAUUUAGAUUAUGGAAAUUUGGACAAUCUCAUGGAUGAAUUGCAGGAUUUCUAUGCAACAAAUGCCUCGAUACUCGAUGAAUGAAAGUUUGAUAAGAGAAGGGGUCUACUGUGCAAAAAUUAUUUAUGGAGAGUAUCAUAGGGCAGUCAUUGUUGAUGUUUUACCCGAGGUCAAAGAUAGUAUAAAGGUGUUUCAUUGAUUACGGUACGAUGACCAAAGUACCAAUCAAGGACAUCUGUUUCUUACACGAGAGGUUCGCUGAGCUGCCAGCGCAAGCGAUCCGGUGUCGCUUGGCCGACAUUUGCCCGACACAAGAAUGCGUGCCUUGGAGUCAUGACGCCACUGUAACGUUCAGAAACAUGACCAGGGAUCGAACCAUCGAUGCUAAAGUGGCUAGGAUAAACAGGAAGGAACAAAUUCUGGAAGUGUACCUGAUCGACGUCACCAAUCCAUCCAAGCCAUUUUGCAUCAACACAAGAUUGGUAGAACUUGGACUAGCCACAUACCCCGAUCAGGUAAUAAUCGAAACCACGCGUCCAGUUAAGGAGAGCAAAAGAAAAGUGUUUCUUAGGCUGUUGGCUGAGAAGCGAAAGUCUAGGCUGAGUGAGACAGAGUGGCAAGGAGAUUAG